Molecule: messenger RNA, 1391 nt
Organism: Brassica napus (rape)
Lineage: Eukaryota; Viridiplantae; Streptophyta; Magnoliopsida; Brassicales; Brassicaceae
Product: MATH domain and coiled-coil domain-containing protein At2g42460
Exons: 4
Coding region: 404-1216 (270 amino acids)
Molecular function (GO): protein binding
Source: RefSeq, a predicted model, not a curated record
GAUUAAGAAAAUACAAAAUUGUAGGUAGUUUAUCUUGUAACGUAACAAUAUCAUUAAAUAAAAAUAGUUCAAUCAAUUAAAAAAAGAUACAGUAUUUUAUAAAAGUGGUUAUAAAUUUUAAAUGACAUUAAAUUUUAUCUAAAAUAAUGAAAAAUUAUUUAUUAUAAAACAAAAUUAAAAUCUUUAAACAUGAUUAUUUAUCAUGAUUUUAUAGAAGAUUUCCGAAAUAUCCACGGAAUAUAUCGACAUAAAUUGUAAAAUCUUACGAAAUAUUUUCUAGGUUUCGUUUGACCUAUGAAGUAGGAACUGUAAAGAUUUAUUUUUCCACCCUAUUAACAUUGUCCUGCCUCACUUCAAAACACUAAACCGUAAAAUCGAGAGACCAUUUUUUUUUUUUGAGGACAUGGAGAAGUUAUCUGAGAAGGCUUUCAGUUGGGAGAUAGACAACUUUUCCGAAAGGAACGGUGUGAUACGGUCGGAUCCUUUCACAAGCGGCGGCUGCGAAUGGCUUCUUUGUAUUCACCCAAAGGGAAAUUUGGUGGAUGAUCACUUGUCCCUCUUCCUGCACGCUGUGAAUCCUGUAUCAUUGCUACCUGGAUGGAGAAGACGAGCUAGUUAUCGCUUGGUUUUGUUGAAUCAAUCUGGCAAAGAGCUACGUAGAACAGCUGGAGAACGUAGAUUCUUCUGCGCUGAGGCCGAAGGCUGGGGUAGUCAAAGAAUGUUGCCUCUUACCAAGCUUCAGGAAGAAGGGUUUCUAGAGGACAACAAACUAACCAUUGAAGUCUACAUUAACGUACUUAAAGUUGUCGCUGAAGGAAAUUUAACUGGGAAUGAGAUGGUAGAUUUUCGUGGUUUCCAUGUUCUUAAUAGACAGGCUGUUUCAGUUAGCAAUAUUUUCGUACUGCAUCCAGACGUUGCAGUAGAUAUCAGAUCAGGUAUCAAAGAGGUGAAGACAGCUUACAUGAAUAUUCUCCUCGGCCUCGUCGAAACACUAGACAAGGCUCCUCAUAGCUUGUCUGAGACUGAACUAACAAACGCUGAAAGUGAGUUAAGCGAGCUAGAAGAGGCUGGCUUUAAGUUGGAUUGGCUGAAACCAAAGCUUGAGGAGGUUUCCUUGAAGAGGAAGCAAGCUGCUUCUUCUCAUAGAGUUUCUCCGUUUGAGUGCAUUGAUUUUUUGGUAAAGAGAUUCUUUUUGUCUUGCUUCUCAGAACACUAACUGCGUUUUUCUAGUGAAAGUUUGGGGGAGUGUUUGAGUUCAUUGUUUUAGUUUUUAAUCUUAUCAUUAUUUUCUUUCAAACAAGUUUGAAUCCAUGUUUUUUUCUGUCAUUCUUUGCCGUGUUGUCAUCACCAAAUCCUUGUUUGAUUGUUUCCCAAGAACUUCUUGUUAGAUA